AUUGCCCUUGUUGCCUUCUUCAUUGCUCAUCUAAAGAAAAACAUCCCAAGAAUCAAGAAUCAUGUCCAGGAAAACUCUUCCACUGGAGCCAGGAUUUAACAAUAUGUUGAAGGCCACCGCUCUGUUUGGAAGCAAGAAGGCAUCAUCAUCAACACCAAGGCCGUUCAAGAACUACUACAAUCAAUGGUUCAACACCCUCAAGAACUCCCUCCUCCCUCAUCUCCGCCGUGCGAUGCUCUCAGCCUCCUCCCCUACUCUCCUCGCCACCCACGUAGACGCCAUGCACCACCACUUCCAAGCCUACUAUGAAGAGCUUGAUCUCUGCUGUUCAUCUUCCAUCAACACCCUUCCCGAGCUCCUUUUCCCAGAAUGGCGUAACUCCCUCGAGAAGCCCUUCCUCUGGCUCGGUGAUCUCCACCCUUAUCUCUUCACGAACCUCCUCAGAUCAUUUCUCGAUGAUGAAGAAACAGAAAGAGGAGUAGGAAGAGGGAGUGAAGAAGAUGACGACAAAACUGUGGUGGAUCUUCCCCUGUUUCGGGAGUUUCUUGGUCAUGAUGAUCAUCAGCUGCAGCCAUGCAGCGGUUUGAUGCCAUGGGACGGUCCAUCCAAGAGUAUUUCGAUGAGGGUUGAUCAGAUUGAAUGCGGGCUGAGGCUAAUGGUGCCGCCUCUGGUGGUGCGUGCAAGAAACGCGCAAUCAGCGUUCGUCGAGAGAGUGGGAUUUGAAUGGAGGAAAUAUGAAGGGAGGAAGGAGGAUGUGGAGAUGGCGGUCGGAGAGGCUAUGAUGGCGGCGAUGGAGGAGUUGGUUAACGUUUUCUUGGAUGCUAAUAGGCUGAGGAAAAGUGUUCUUGCUGAUAUCCUGAAUGCUACCAAUGUUUAUCAGGCGGCUCAGUUUUUUGAAGGAUUAGCCCGAUUUCUUGUUGGGUUUCAUGAUCAGCAAUUGCUUCGGGAAUUUGAGAAACACAAGGUGGCAAUGAAUUAAGGAAUUCAUUCGAUUCCGAUGUCCUUCUUGAAGCAAAAAAACAAUGAUGUGAUGGGCUGCCUGAGUUUCUUGCAUAAUUUGGACGGUCUUUCAGGGUCCUCUGUUUGUUUGCAUAAUUUGCGUUUCUGGGAAUGGCAUUGUUUCGUCAAAUUGGGAAUUUGGUUUACAGUUCUUCGAGGGAAAGGUUGGAAGUUGUUGUAAUCUUAAUUAGACAAUCUAGAAUUUUAUUCUGCACCCAAAAAA
Coffea arabica (coffee) is the source of this 1222-nucleotide messenger RNA. Its product is annotated as protein INAPERTURATE POLLEN1. The record is from RefSeq and is a predicted model, not a curated record. NCBI's taxonomy places the organism in Eukaryota, Viridiplantae, Streptophyta, Magnoliopsida, Gentianales, Rubiaceae. Gene Ontology annotation, molecular function: sequence-specific DNA binding. Gene Ontology annotation, biological process: DNA-templated transcription.